CUUAGCUUACGAGAAAACGAGAAGAAAAAUAAGAUUUAAUUAAAUUUUGACAAAUUUAGAGCCUUUUAAAGCGUUUAAAUAAUUGAAAUCGCUUUGUGAUAACACUCUUACUAAGAAUAUAGUAAAGAAUUCUUUUAGUUUCGCCUGAAAAGUGCAAAAAAGUGAAUUGAAUUUUUUUCAUCGAAAAUUGUUUUUGUAAUGUGCUGUGUGAUGCUUUACAAGUCUUUUUGAAUUUCCUAGUGAAGAAAAAAUAAAAUCAAAGGAAAGAAGAAGUGAAAAAAGUCAUCAUGAAAGUGGAUACGAGCCGCUUAAAGAAAGGAACAUCAGAAGUUCCACCAGAAUGUCAAAAUCUAAUUGACAAACUCAAAUCAUGUAAUCGAAAUGAGUUAAUAGAAGAACUAGCAAAAAUUGAGACUUGGACAUUUGGGAAGUGUGAAUUAUUUCACUGGAUUGACAUUCUCGAUAUAUUUGAUGAGAUAUUAGAAGAAGCGACUCAUUAUGAAGAGCACCCAAUUUACAUUACGUGUGAUACACCUCCAUUUGAAAAGGGUCGCAAAUUGCUUCUUCUCGUACUCAAUUUCACAACUUUGCUGAUAGAACACAGCUUCUCGAGACAUCUUUACAACUCUGUUGAGCACCUUACACAGCUUUUGCUCUCGACAGAUCUUGAAAUCAUUCUUGGUGUUCUCAAUCUAUUGUACAUGUUCUCAAAACGAAGUAAUUUCAUAUCGCGUUUAAGUAGUCAUAAGAAAAACACAUUAUUGAAUCGCUUGAGACAUAUUGCUGAACCUUAUGGAGGCAAGGAGUGCGGAUUUGGUUUAGCAGAUUGUUGCCGUCCCGAUCAGAAAAUGCCAAAGGCAAUUUAUCAUUUCUAUUAUGAAUAUUACACUAAAACUGGAGCCUUGCAAGUAAUUGAUCAUCAGAAUAUAUCUAAGCAUGAUCCAAAGAGUAUAACAGUCAAAUUAUGGAAGGAUCUGGAUCAACAUCUCGACGAUGAUCAAAAAUAUCAUUUGUUUGCACGAGCACGGCUCGCAACUGGAUUUUGGAAUUAUGAAAAUCGUAUUUUAUUCGUGCAGGCUCGUUUACAAGCAUUAUCGAUACUCGUCUAUUCUGAUGCUUUAAUGGGAUAUACACCAACUCUCAUUUAUCCUGGCUUUCUGGAAGAACUAGUUGAAUUGUUGGAACUUCAACAGCCAAAUUUGGUUGAAAUUCGUGCUGCCGCAUUGAGAACUUUAACCGCAAUAAUUCAUUUAGAAAGAAAUUCACAGUAUCAACGAAAAUCUGAAUCUCGCUUAAAUACGAUAAUUGAAGUCACUGGUGCAUCAUCUUAUCAUGGCUUCUUACCGACACUCGUCCGAAAUUGUAUUGUUAAUUUGACUGGUUCAAACAAUAAAUCAACAACACCUACAACACCGUCAUACAAUGCAACAGAACAACAGAAAUCAUCGUCAAAUGAUGACAAUUUGUUUCCUCUGCAGCUUGCAACAGCUCUAUUUAGCUUCUUGUAUCAUUUGGCAAGCUAUGAGCCUGGCGCAGAAUCGCUAGUUUCAUGCGGUAUGAUGGAGAGUUUAUUGAGAGUCAUCAAUUGGUCUGGUUCGGAACUUGAACAUAUUACAUUUGUAACACGUGCUGUGAGAGUUAUAGACUUGAUUACCAAUCUAGAUAUGCAAUCAUUUCAAACCAAUUACGGACUCAAUACAUUUAUCAAGCGCCUAAAUAUGGAAGUGAAUUUGUGUCGUAAAGAGCAAUCCUACGAGAUAAAACCAAACAUUGAAAAUCCUGCAGAGCACGAUAAGAAUAUAACACAUAUUGAUGAAGCAAUGGACACUGGAAGUCAAUAUGGUGAUGAUGACAUUUGUAUGUCAGCAUCAACAAGUGCAAAUCUUGGAAUGACUACAUCAACACAAUCGAUUGAUGGCAGCGGCAGUGCAACAUCAAUAUUAAAUAAGUCAAGUGAACAACAACAAUUAAUAACAAAUCGUACUUGUUUACCGCAACGAGCAGCAUUAUUAAAAUCAAUGCUAAACUUUCUUAAGAAGGCAAUACAAGACAUUGCAUUUUCUGAUUCAAUAAGACACAUAAUGGAAGCAACUCUUCCUGAAUCAUUAAAACAUAUUAUUAGUAACUCAGAGUAUUAUGGUCCUUCAUUAUUCCUCCUCGCAACAGAUGUUGUUACUGUUUAUGUCUUUCAAGAACCAUCAUUGCUCUCAUCACUUCAAGAUAACGGAUUAACUGAUGUUGUUUUACAAGCACUCUUAAAGAAGGACGUACCAGCGACACGCGAAGUUCUUGGAUCGUUGCCAAACGUUUUUAGUGCAUUGUGUCUUAACACGAGAGGAAUGGAAAGUUUCCUGAAAUAUAAUCCUUUCGAUAAACUUUUCCGAGUAUUUAUUUCACCUGUCUACUUGUCUGCGAUGCGAAGACGACGUAGUUCUGAUCCACUUGGCGAUACGGCAUCAAAUAUUGGAAAUGCAAUGGACGAGCUAAUGAGAAAUCAGCCAAGCUUAAAGACACCAGCAAUAAAAGCAAUCAUCAAGUUACUAGAAGAAAUUGUGGAUCUUGGAACUGAUCCAAAAUAUGUGUGCUGGCGUGCACAAAACAAAAAUGAUGUAUCGCCACAAAUGCCAAAUUCAAGACAAGCUAAUAGUAAUCACAAUAAUGGCGGAAGUUCUGAUGAGGAUGAAGACGACGAAGAAGAAGUAUCAACAUCGUCACAUAAUCAAGCUCAGGGACAAACAACUGCUACAGGAAAUGAAGAAGUAACAAAUUCAAACCAAGCGCAACCACAACAAGGAACGUCGCAAUCAACAUUCACUUCCCAAGCAUCAUCGCCUACUGAACGCAUUCCAAUUGCUCUCAUUGACUACAUUCUCAACACGAUGAAAUUCCUUGAGGCUAUUUUAAGCAACAACUCGACUGACGAUCAUUGUCGUGAAUUCGUCAACUUGGGUGGCUUAAAGUCACUUUUGUCCAUCUUGGCACUUCCUAAUUUGCCAGUAACAAGUCUUAAUUCACCAAUUACAGCUACGGCACAAGCAGUUGCUUCUGUUUGUAAAUCCAUCUUGAACUUAACACAUGAGCCACAAGUCUUGCAAGUUGCAUUGGAACAAUUGUCUGUGGUUGUCGAAAGCCUUCAAUCGCUCAUGAAUAAUCAGGAGCACACAAGCAGUAGUGUUUUGCUUAAGGAACUUGCAAAUUGUCAGGACAUUAAUCACGCAUUCACAAAUGCAAAUUAUACACCAUUGUUGCAUGCAAUGAGUGCCGUUCAUGGAUAUGUUUUGAUGCUUGUUCAUGUGUGUCGAAGUGGUCAAAGUGAUAUAAGAACAUUAUCAUUAAUUAAAUGGGGACAGGAUAAUGAAACUGGAAUAAAGCUUUUAAAGAAGCUUGUGAUGCUUUAUACAGGUCUUGUCUGGGAAUCGACACUAUUGCUGGCUUUGUGUACUGACGACAUUGUUCCAGCUGGUUCUGAAUUCAGUAAAGAUGAAAUGGAAAAGUUGGGUGCUAGUGAUGUUAAAAAUGUGAUUGAAGUCAAUUGGGACGAAAUUGUAACAAAUUUAGCAGUUAUGGAGAAUCUAACACCAAUUCCUAGUAGCUCAUCAAAUAUGGAUGUAGAUGGAUCGAGCACUGGUGCUUUGAGAAAGAUUAAACAGCCCGAUGCUAGUAUGAAGUUUGUAACAUCACAAAGUCAAUUGAAAUACAUCAAAUCAUUAUUGGGAGCUUCGUCAAGAUUAGGACGUGCUUUAGCAGAGCUUUUUGGCUUAUUAGUCCGAUUGUGUGUUGGAUCUCCACUUCGUCAACGUCGUGGACAAAACUUCAUUCCAGCAACAUCAUUCACAUCGCCAACAGCAAAAGAAAUUGCUCGAAUUUUAAGUUUCAUACUAGUUGAUGGAUUAUCGUUCCAAAAACUGCCAGCAUCACCAGUUCCGAAAUUAAAAUUAACAUUCUUAAUCUGCUCAAUUGGAUUUACAAGUCCAAUGCUAUUUGAUGAGAAACGAUUUGCUUAUCAUUUGAUGCUAUACAAAUUUAUUGAAGAAGGCGGACUUGAAGCCUAUUUUGAAAUGUUCCGUUGGACAUUAACUGCUGGAUAUACAAUACCCAUUCAUCGUGCAAUCGAGCAUCCAAAUUUGCCAGAUGGAACUGGAGAAGCAUUAGACGCUUGGCUUAUGUUGCUUGAGAAAAUGACAAAUUUAAAAUAUAUAAUUGAGUCACCACAUCAGAUUACAUCAAAGAAUCGUACUGGAAAGCCUGAUUUUGACACAAAACAUUAUUUGACAUAUAUUCAUCGCAAUGCAUUUUUAGCAAUUCAACACAUUUGGGGCUUUAAGCCAUUAAAGUCAUAUGGACUUCGCAUGACUGAAUCAAUGUUAUCGAUUUUAAAGCAUGUCAUUAAAGGUGAAAAGGUUUUACAAUCAAAAUAUUAUAAGAAUGGACAAGGUGUUUCUAUUUCAUUAGACAAUAAAUCAAAAUCAAUAAUGCCUGGGAGUGAAACAGUAGCAGCAGCAACGGAUGUCAAUCAAGAGCAUUUAAGACAACUAGUUGAUAUGGGAUUUUCUCGUGAGCAAAGUGUUUAUGCACUUCAACGUUAUUUGAGCUUGGAAGGAGCAACAGAAUAUCUCUUAACUAAUCCACGCAAUCGUUCGAUAUUAUUCGAUGUCGUGAGUGAUGAUGAACGUUCUGUAGUUGCAAAUAGUAAUCCAGUGCCAAUAAAUAUGGACAUUGAUGUUGGUGAAGAAGAUGAGCAUGUAAUUCGUGCAAUUUUAAACAGUUUAGGAAAUGAUCGACCGACAACAUCUGCAUCGGGAAAUAGUAUGGAAAUUUCUCCAGGAACAAGUAAGAAUACAUUGGAGGGAACUAAGGAUGAUAAGACAAAAGGUGGUGAAACAUCUAAAAACCGACAAAAGGAAAUUAUGAAAAAGUACUUGAUUGAACAACCAUUACCGAAAAAGACUAUUGAUGAUUUUACAUCAAACUUGCUAAAGACAUGCUUAAACAUUUUGGAUCAAUUGCCAGAGACAGUCUAUAAGAUUUGUGAUCUUCUCAUUACCGUCACUAAGCGAAACGGUCCAAUUUGGCGUGAUGAAAUGCUCGAUACAUUAUGUAAAGAGAUUUUCAACUGUAUUCAGUUCUUAAUUGGAAUCUUAGUUGAUGACGGGACAAAGAACUAUAAGGAAAAGAGUGAAAAGCUUGUGUCUGGAGACAUGGCAAAUAAAACGGCAGUAAGAAUUCAUUUGUUCACAUUAUUUUUCCAAGGACAAUAUCAAGACAUGAAAGUUCCAUGCGCAAAUGCACUAAAUUCAUACAAUAUUAUACCGAGACUAAUUAAAGUCUUGACAGACUAUCAAAUGAUUGUAACAAUGAUGAAUAAAGCAUUACCAACACCAAAAUGGCUUGCUCCAUUAGCUUUAUUGCUCGAUUUGUAUGAUAAAGUUGCACUUUCAACAAAACAAAAGCAACAAAUGCAUAAGAUAUGUACACAACAAUGGCAAUGGUAUGAUAUCAGUUCAUCAAAGUGGACAAAUUAUUUACCACAACAGAAUAAAUUAAUAAAUGAUGCAUACAUGGCAGGAGAAAGUGAAUUACAGUUAAUGGUCGGACGUCAUCGAUAUACAAUUAAUUUCAAAUCAAUGUCACAGAUAAAUGAUGAAAGCUCAAAUCAUCGUCCAAUAAUAAUGGCAUUGAGAUCAAUAGAAACAAUGAAUAAUCCGACUAAUGCAUUUGACGAAAAAGCAGAAGAUGCAGAACAACAGCAAGCUUCUGGAAGUGAUCCAAUUAUUGCCUCAUCAUCAAUGGCUACAACAAUUACCGAAAGUUCUUCUAUAAUUUCUGUACAGACCGUACAUCCAACAACAACAGCAACAUCAUCAACAGAAGUAACCGUAGAAAGUGUCAAUUUAAUGGAUGUUGAUACGCCAGCAAAGAAUUAUAUCAAAAUGCUUGAAGAAAUUGAGCUUGAACCAUUGAGUAGCUUCGUUCCGGAAGAAAUUGUCUCUUCAUGUGUACAACUAAUGGCACAUCAACAACUCGAUCGAGACACUUUACAUGCAAUUAUGCGUGUUCUUGUUCGUUUGACUAAAAAUUAUACAUUGGCCGAAGUGUUUGCUAGAUUCGGUGGCAUUGAUGUCUUGUUAAACAUGAAACAAAACUCUGGAUUUAUUGGAUUUACGACAUUAGCAACACUCUUGAUUCGUCAUGUAAUUGAAGAACCAAAAACAUUGUCACUUGCAAUUCAAAAUGUAUUAGUAAAUCGAACAUUAGUUACAAUUCCACCAGGACAUCGUGAAUUAGUUUUUCUCAUUCGACAAUUAAACUCUGCCGUUUAUCGUGAUCCAGAGUUAUUCAAGGAAGCAGCUUUAAAAAUCUUACGCGUUGAUUUUGAUUCAAUGAAACGAUCACAAAUUCCUGAUGAAAAACGUUUUAUUAUGAGAUCACUUCCUUUGUCAACAAAUAUGAAAUAUAAUAUGGAACAAUCGACUGCAAUGUCAGCUGUAUGUAAAUUAUUAAAAGCAUUAAUUGAACCGGACGAACCAGGAAGUAACAUAAUGUGGAUGCAAGCUGAAAAGAGCAAAGAUUCGCAAGGUGCUGCACGAAAAGAAAAGUUUACAGCAGAACCACAGCCACAGCAAUCAAGUCAAAGUUCAUCAGAUGAUCAGAAAGAGAAGCAAGGAAGCAUGAGUGAUAAACCAUUAAUGAAUAAAUCUGCAAUUUUAAAGAUUUUGGCUGAAUCUGUAAAGAGUUAUCAAACGGUUGCACUUCACAUUACAGAACAUCUUUAUCGUGCUGGAAGUUCCUCAUUAAUUAAUGAAGAUACAACAGCUCUUUCAUUCAUUCUCGACAAAAUGUUUCAUAUCUGUGAUGCAAAUAUGGAUCGUGAAUGUCCAACAAUGGCACAAAAUCUAAUAUCAGCAAUUGCAUCGUCAGACGUAACUCAAGCUCAAGAGACAGUUGUUCAUGAAGUUAAAAUGGCAUUACAACGUGCAUUAAAUGAGCCAGAAUCAACCGAAAAGCAUCUCCAUAUCGAAGGUCUUGCAACCUUAAUUCCAGCAAUGAUCGAUAGCAAUAAUUCUGGGAAUACAGAAGGAAGUCAAUUCUUUAAGACAAGUGGACAGAGUCAAGUUCGUCAUAAUAUCUUUUACAUUAUGGUUGAGAAGGGUAUUAUUACAGAUAUUGCUAGAGCUGCUCAAUAUUUGGAACUUGGUGGACCAAAUACAAUUGCAACAUUAAAUCAUUUGAUGAAACCAUUAGAAAUGCUCUUAAGAUUAACAAAUGAGCCAAUGCCUUCAAUGCCGUCAUCAUCAAAAUUCAAGAAAAUGCCUACACAACGUCGCUCACAAACAGCACAAAGCGAAAGUGACGGAAUUCCAGCGCCACCAAUUGUUGAACAAGAGACAUUAAUUGAGGCUACUGAGCAACAAAACAAUCAAACAAAUAGUGAAGCAUUAAGUAACAAUGUAAAUGCAACAAUGACGACAGUAUCAGCAGGAACAUCUAUUAAUCCAAUUAAUAAUCAAAAUCGUUCAACAGCCACAAACAGUGACUCGACAAAUGCACAGGAUGAACAAAUGUUGGCAGAUGAUUCUGAGCAAAAUACUGAUCGUGAUAUGUCCAGUGCAGCAAUUGAUUCAUUAGUCGGUGAAAAUGAAUUGGGCGAUCAUAUUGGUGAGGUUCAUUUGAAUGAAAUCCUUGAUACACUAAUCAGUGAGGAAUUGCGUGGAAUAAAUGAAUAUGCAGAAGACGCCAAUCAAGAUGAUAAUAAUGACGAGGAAGUAAAUGAAGGAGGUCGUCGUCGAAUGAUUAGAGAUAAUGUCGAAUUGAUGCAUGUCUUGGGUGAGGAAUCAAGUAGCGAUUCUGAUGAUAGUGAGUCUAACGCUUCCGAUAAUGAAGAACGAGAAAUGGACGAAGUUGAAGAAAUUGAAAACGACGAGGAUGAAGAAGAGGAAAACGAGGAAAGAUCUGAAUUGGAUGAUGACGAAGAAACGCAGCCGUUUGAGAUGUAUGAUCGACAUUCAAUGUAUGGACGACACUUAUCACCGUCUAUACCAGAAAUUGAGCGAGAUCAUGAAGAUAUUUUAAUGAUUCAGUAUUCAAAUAAUGCUCAAAAUAAUGUAAUUGCUAAUAACAAUACGGAAACGCGUGAAAAUCGUGUUGUCAGAGAUCGUGAUUCUCAAAUCGGUGGCAAUAUCAACAUAUCUGUUACAAAUAAUGAGGCGAAUGCAAAUAUUGUUAAUGAGCAGCCACAGAAUUUCCUCUUCAAUGCCAAUUUCCCAUUAUUAUACAAUGAAAAUAGUGAGCCAGGUGUAAAUGAUAGUUCCAAUCCAGCUCAGGGAGCUCAAUCGACAAGCACGAAUGAUACGACGAGUGCAACAAUUAAUACGAAUGCACCACCACCAAAUAAUCAUCCAUUACUUUCAGGAAGACCUGAUGGAAUAUCGACAGAUCGUACUGAUGAUCGUUUGCAUGUUGGGGAAGGCUUGCAGACUGCACGUCGAUCAAAUCGUACGCGAACACGCUAUCAGUUUAUUAAUGUAAACACACGCAAUCAGCCGAUAAUUCUUCAGCGAAUGCUUGAACUACGACAUAAUCGUCAAGCGGGACAAAAUGCAGGUAAUGAUCCUUUCUUGUUCCGCGACGGAACUCGUGUUGUGGUGAUGGAUAAUGGAUUCAGUAUUUUCUCUAAUGGCGAUGAUUUAGAUUUAGAAAUGGUUGAUCAGUCAGGCUAUUGGUUUGGUCGAACGCUCGCAAACCAUCUCAAUAAUCAUCCAUCGGCGUUGAGUUGGUGGCAGGAAGAGAAUAAAAUAUCCGGACCUGAUUCAAAUUCGGACUUGUGUAUGGUAAUGUGUGAUGAGAUGAUUCCCGAAAUUGAUGCUGCACGUACGGCUGAACUGAGUAAAAUGCGCGGAAAAAGAAAGAAGAAAUUAUUAGAAGAGGAAGAGGCAAAACAGCGUAAUCAAGAUGGAAAGAAAACAAAUGAUGAGGAAACUGCUGAAAUUCAUGUACAACCAGAAGUUGCAUUAUCAAGUGUUUUAACAAGCGUUCCUGUUCCAAUUGAACCGAUUCGACUUGCUGAACCAAUACCUAAUAAUAAUAAUAAUAAUAAUAAUGAGUUCAGUGAGAAUUUAUCAAAUGCUAAUAAUUUGGUUCAGCAACAAUCAUUGCCAAAUGCAUCAUCUACAACACCAUCAUCAAAUAAUCUUAACAUCUCAUUCAUGGAUGUUCAUGAAUCUGAACAGAAUAAUGAUAAUGCAAUUCCACAAGUUAUUCAGCCAAUCACUAUUUCAACACAAAUUGUUUCACCACCACAACACAUAACAACAGAUAAUCAAUUGAAUUUAGACUUGGAUGUUGAGAUGGCAUCUGAUAAUGAAGAAUCGUCUGCUUCAGCAAACAACUCGCGAUCAUUUUCACCAAAUUAUUCGCCAAAUAGUAAUCAGAUUGAGACUGGCGAAUUAAAUAUGCUUAAUCGUGAAACGCCUUCGUCUGCUUCAAAUGAGCAAAAUCAAGUGAGUAAUAUGAAUAUUCAGGAUCAAAAUCAGUCACCCAGAACGCAGCAAAUGGAACAAGAUCAUCCAAUGGCUGAUAGUGAAAAUGGUGAGCUAAUUAAUUCAAUGGCUAUUGAGGCUAGUCAAAUUCCAUUGCCAAUUGACGAUUCCGAUAAUACAGAUUCAGGCGAUGAUUCUGAUGAUGAUGAUGAUGACGACGACGACGAAAAGCCUAUAGAACUAGCUGUAUCAAAUAAUCAGGCUGACGAAGAAGCUACUGCAUCUACAGAACAAAUAGAAAAUGUAGAAAAUGUCGAGGAAGAAGAUGAAGAUGAAGCAUCUGGUACGACUGUAAUGAUACAAAACAUUGAUCCAGCAAUUCGUGCAGUUUUGGGUGAUAUGGAAGUUCCCGAAGGCGUCGAUCCAUCAUUUUUGGCCGCAUUGCCUCCAGAAUUGAGAGAUGAAGUUGUCCAAGAACAUAUCAGGCAACAAAGAAUCCGUCAACGUGCUCAAGCUAGUGUUGCAUUACAGGAAGCACAAGCUAUGGCUGAUGUUAAUCCAGAGUUUUUGGCAGCACUUCCAUUAAAUAUACAAGAAGAAGUACUAGCACAACAAAGACUAGAACAGCAAAGACAAGCAGCAGCUGCUGCAAAUCCCAAUGAUCCUGUCAAUGCUGCAGAAUUCUUCCAAAAUCUCCAACCUUCUUUGCGUCAAGCUAUAUUAACUGAUAUGGAGGAUUCACAAAUAUCGGCAUUACCUCCAGACUUGGCAGCAGAAGCACAGACAUUGCGUCGAGAUUGGGAAACAAGAAAUCGUCAAAUGCAGGAGAGAAUUCUGUCAAGUAGUUUUACAAAUGCUCUGAGAGCUCCUGGAAACAGAAAUCCUCGAGUGUUUGUUCCUCGUCAACACCUUUUAGGUUUUGGAACGACAGGAACUCACACAAUGGCUCUAACGAGAAAUCACACUUUAACACAGACAUCAAUAACUUCAAAUAUGGAACGUCAAGGAGCUCCAUUAUUAGAUCAAGAAUCAUUGGCAUCAAUACUCGUACUAUUAUUCAUCGAUGAUCCGAAUAUUGGAACAUUACGAUUAUAUCGUGUCAUUAGAAACUUGUGCUUCCAUAUUCCAACUAGGAAGUGGAUCAUUAAAUCGCUAUUAAGCAUCAUCAUGAGAUGUAAUGAGGAGUCUAUGGAGCAUUAUUUAGAACCAACGUCAUCAAAGAAAUCCAACCGUGAUGAUGAUAAAGUUAAAUGGCUUAAAUUGCGAUUAGAUUCAGCAUUAGGUGGACGUGCAAAUGUGUUCCUUAAGAAACUCGAGAAAGUAGGCUCGAAUAAUGUACCAUUAACAAUUCAUCCGAAAGCAUCACCAACUGUUUGUCGUCAUACACUUGAUUUGUUGAUUUUCCUCGCCAAAACUUUCCCAAUUCACUUUUUGCCACCAUCCAGAAAGAAUGCAAAUCACCCAUCAAAUUCGUCAAACGAAACUAGCGAUUCAAUGCCUUCAACAUCUGCUCAAGCAUUACAGCGUGAUAGAUCAACAGACUUUUGGGAUAUUUUGUUGAGAUUAGACAAUGAAAUUGAUGAUCGAUCAAAGAAAGGAGCGAAAAUUCGAUCGGCAUGUAAACAAAUAAAAGAGUUCUGUGAACAAGACAUUAAAUCAUUUGCUGAAUCGCCUUUUGGACAAUUAAUAACCAUGCUCUCGUAUGAUAUUAUUAGAAAGAAUACAAUGUUGACUGAUAAACUCCUUCGAUUGUUAUCAUUGAUCUCAAUUAUUUUGGCUGAUGACAAGUACAAGAACAAUAAUUUAUCAAAACCACCGCAGCAACAGCAACAAAUACAAAAUCAGCAACAACCAAGUGAAGAGACAAAUGCUGCGCCAAGUUCUAGCAGUGCUGAAAAGCCGUCAAAUGAAAUUGUGAAAGCACAAGAUAAUAAUAAUGACAUGAGAGAAAGAUUACCAGAAUCAGAAAGACAUUUAGCAUUGACUGUUGACGUCCUAACAUCUAAAUCAUGUUCCGAAGAUGGAUUAGAAGAUGCGACAUCACUUUUAAUAAAUUUAAGUCAAUGUUCGAGUAUGACAAAAUAUAUGAUAAUUAAAUUAUUGGUAAAAGGUGUAAUUGAUUUAUCACAUAUGGUCCAGAAACACAUUAACAAUCUUAUGGUUGAGCUAAGAGAAUUAAAUGAGACGAUUAAGAAUGAAAAAUUAAAGCCAGAAUCAAAUAACGAUGAUUCUGAUGAACUAUCAAAGCCUUCAACAUCAAGAGGCACAUUAAAAGAUCGAUUUACGAAAGAUGCAGUCAUUAUUACGGCACCAUCGAAAGUUAAGACAUCCAAUGAUCUUCAAUUACCAUCAAUGGCACCACUUUUAUCGAAGACAUCUAAUCAAAGCUUCUUUUUGCGAAUUCUUAAAGUUAUCACACAAAUUCGCGAUACAGUACGACAAGAUUCAAAAGUAUGUGAUGCUGAUGUUGAGCAACAGCUUGUGAAACUAGAAACUGUUCCAUUAAGUGAACUUCUUGAUCUCGAUUCAUUAUGGAAUACAUUGAGUGAUUGCUUGAAGGAAUUAGAAGAGACACAAGAUCAUCAUGCAGUCCUCGUUUUACAACCGACCGUAGAAGCAUUCUUUAUCGUACAUUCAGCACCACAAGUUAAAACGACAAUAGCUGAACGUAAUUUGGCAGCACGAGCGCUUCGUAAUGCUGGAACAGCUGCAAAUCCAGAGGCACCACAACGUGAUAAUAAUGCUACCGCUGAAAAUGCUAAUAAUAAUCAAGCAAACGAAGAGAGAUCAAAUCAAGAAAAUAAUACAGAACAACAACAACAGCAGCCACAACAAGUUCAUUUGAAUAUUCCGAUUGAUGAAACUGCAGCUGCAGCUGUAGCUGUCGAAUCAAAUAGUGAGGCUGGAACUUCACAUGAACGUUUAUCACCAAUGGAUACGACACAAUCAAGUGAUGGAUCAGUUCAAGCGUCAUCCUCAACGGGAGGUUUACAGCAACAAGUUAGUCAACAAAAUUUGACACCAGAUCAAAAGAAAUUCUUACACUUUGCCGAGACACAUCGUGUUGUGCUUAAUCAAAUUUUAAGACAAUCAUCAGUGCAUUUAGCUGAUGGACCAUUUGCUGUUCUCGUCGAUCAUACACGAGUCUUAGACUUUGAUGUUAAACGACGAUACUUCCGUAUUGAACUUGAGAGACUUGACGAUGGAGUUAGACGAGAGGAAGUUGCUGUACAUGUCCAUCGUGCAAAUGUCUUUGAAGACUCGUUCCGUGAACUUUAUCGACGAAGUCCUGAAGAAUGGAAAAAUCGAUUCUACAUUGUAUUCGAAGACGAAGAAGGUCAAGAUGCUGGUGGAUUAUUACGCGAAUGGUAUAUGAUUAUAUCACGCGAAAUCUUUAAUCCAAUGUACGCUCUAUUCACUGUCUCGCCUGGUGAUCGCGUUACUUAUAUGAUUAAUCCAUCGUCACAUUGCAAUCCAAAUCAUUUGUGUUACUUUAAAUUCGUUGGUCGUGUAAUAGCUAAAGCAAUUUACGACAACAAGCUUCUUGAGUGCUACUUCACAAGAGCUUUUUACAAGCAUAUUCUUGGCAUACAAGUAAAAUAUACAGACAUGGAGAGCGAAGAUUAUGCAUUCUAUCAAGGUCUCGUAUAUUUGAUGGAAAAUCAUGUCGAAUCACUUGGAUAUGAUUUGACGUUCAGUUUAGAAAUACAAGAAUUCGGUGUAACUGAAGUGAGAGAAUUAAAACCAAAUGGCGGCAAUAUUGCUGUUACGGAAGAGAAUAAACUUGAAUACAUUCAACUUGUGUGUCAAUUGAAGAUGAGCGGCUCCAUAAAGCAACAGCUUAAUGCAUUCUUGGAAGGCUUCUAUGAUAUUAUCCCGAAACGACUGAUUUCAAUAUUUAAUGAGCAGGAAUUGGAAUUGCUUAUAUCUGGAUUACCAAACAUUGAUAUUGAAGAUUUGCGUGCAAAUACAGAAUAUCAUAAAUAUCAAGCUACUUCAAUUCAGAUUCAAUGGUUCUGGCGUGCAUUACGUAGUUUCGAUCAAGCAGAGCGAGCUAAAUUCCUCCAAUUUGUAACUGGAACAUCAAAAGUACCACUCCAAGGAUUUGGUGCAUUAGAAGGAAUGAAUGGUAUUCAAAAGUUCCAAAUUCAUCGUGAUGAUCGUUCAACAGAUCGAUUGCCGUCAGCACACACAUGCUUUAAUCAAUUGGACUUGCCAGUCUAUAAAUCAUAUGAUAAACUACGUACCAACUUAAUGAAAGCGAUACACGAAUGCUCGGAAGGUUUUGGAUUUGCCUAAAAGGAUAACAAAUAUUCAAAGAGAGUGAGCUAAAUCUAAUCUGCUUUAGGGAUAAAUAUGAAAAAUAAAACACGUAAAGCUCGUAAGAAAUUAAAUCCAUAUUUAAAAAAAAAUGAUGAUAAUAAGCCUGUAAUUAUGUUAUAAUACUUUAUUUCUAUUAGAAUUCAUUUCCUAAACAUUUUUCUUCUCUUAUUUCAUGUUAUUAAAAAAAUACAGAAUUUUGAAGAAGUAAACAAUUUACAAUAUAUUUAAUGAUAACAGUAGAAAAUCUUUUAAUUCUUUUGUGUAUUAGGGCUCAUAAUUCUUUAGACCAGUUCUUUUUAUCAUGGCAAAUAAGUAAAAAAUAUUAAAAAGGAAUAAAAACACUAUUUUAUAUAUUGAAAUAACCAAAAUGUUCAAUGCUUAAGAAAUUUUUCAAUGAUAAGAAAAUCGAAAUAAGAAAAAAAUAAAAAUAAAUGAAUAAAAAAUUACUAAAGUCCUCGUGUUAUUGAUCGAAGGACUUCAGUGCAUUUUUGACGCAACGAUCAGUAUUUUUUUAACAACAAAAAUACUAUAAAAAAGCAAAUAGCUCCAAAAAUUUGCUUGAAGUAUUUUACAAAUGAGGCUCUGCAAAUAGAAAUGAGAAUUAAGCAUUAAGACUAUAUUUUCUAUUUCUUUGUUCAAAAGUAUAUCAUAUUAUAUAUUUUUGGAAAGGUCUUGAUUUAAGGAAUACAAAAAACUUAAUUAUAUUAACCAAUUUUAUCCAGGGUUGGAACACUAGUGCUCAGAAUAUGGUGAAAACCAUACCCUUUCAACGCUCUUUUUCACCUAGUUUCAGUUGGUCAAAAAAUAUGCUUUUACUAUUUUUUAGUGUGUAAAAAUACAUAUUGAGAAGUGUCGAACAGAAAAAUGAAAUAAAAGUUUUUUUUUAAAAUAUGAAUUUAUGCAAAUAUGCAACAUUCCUUAGCGAUUGAGUCAUAGAUUCAAUUUAAGUUCAAUGGAUUAUUUAUUAGUUUUUAUUCUCGGUGAAUCAUUUCUAUUGAGUACACGAAUAAAA
Molecule: messenger RNA, 14811 nt
Organism: Chironomus riparius
Lineage: Eukaryota; Metazoa; Arthropoda; Insecta; Diptera; Chironomidae
Source: the annotation of a GenBank genome assembly